GCCCGCAUUUGUGGAGCAAACAGUUCGCAACGAACCCGCAAAGUGAACGGAACAAACAGUCGACGACCUCAAACAAACGCACACAAAUAAUCCAACAAGAGUAUUUUCCAUUCAAAAGUGAAUCCAAAAACUAAAUAAAGCAAAAACAAUGGCCGCCAUCAAGGAUAGCCUCUUGGCCCAAGUGGCCGAAGUUCUGCCCAGCUCGGGUCACAAGGUCACCGUUGUGGGCAUCGGCCAGGUUGGCAUGGCCAGCGCCUUCAGCAUUCUCGCUCAGAACGUCUCCAAGGAGGUGUGCCUGAUCGAUGUCUGCGCCGACAAGCUGCAGGGAGAGCUCAUGGAUCUGCAGCAUGGCUCCAACUUCCUGAAGAAUCCCCAGAUCACAGCCAGCACAGAUUUUGCGGCAUCCGCCAACUCUCGGCUGUGCAUCGUCACCGCUGGCGUGAGGCAGAAGGAGGGCGAGUCCCGCCUGUCGUUGGUGCAGCGCAACACUGAUAUUCUCAAGAAUAUCGUCCCCAAGCUGGUGGAGUACAGUCCCGAUACCAUCCUCCUGAUGGUCUCCAAUCCCGUGGACAUCAUGACCUACGUGGCCUGGAAGCUGUCGGGUCUGCCCAAGAACCGCGUCAUUGGCAGUGGCACGAAUCUGGAUUCGUCUCGCUUCCGUUUCCUCAUGUCGCAGCGUCUGGGCGUGGCACCCACCUCCUGCCACGGCUGGAUCAUUGGCGAGCACGGAGACAGCUCUGUGCCCGUGUGGUCGGGCGUCAAUAUCGCUGGCGUUCGUCUGCGUGAAUUGAACCCCAUUCUGGGCACUGGCGAGGAUCCAGAGAAGUGGAACGAACUCCACAAACAAGUGGUGGACUCUGCCUACGAGGUCAUCAAGCUAAAGGGCUACACCUCAUGGGCCAUUGGCCUGAGCACGGCCUCCCUGGCCUCGGCCAUUCUUAGGAAUACAAGCAGCGUGGCUGCUGUCUCUACCUCUGUACUGGGUGAACAUGGCAUCGAUAAGGACGUGUUCCUGUCGCUCCCUUGCAUUCUGAACGCCAAUGGCGUCACCUCUGUCGUCAAGCAGAUCCUGACACCCACCGAAAUCGAGCAGCUGCAAAAGUCGGCCAACAUUAUGUCCGAUGUCCAGGCUGGACUCAAGUUCUAAGCAAAAAUUGAUGGAAAAUCCUUCCUAUUACAAUGACAAAUCUAAUUUUAGUCACGCAGUUUGGGGGGGGCGAGGGAAAAUCCAGUGAAAAUACCCCA
Molecule: messenger RNA, 1245 nt
Organism: Drosophila subobscura
Lineage: Eukaryota; Metazoa; Arthropoda; Insecta; Diptera; Drosophilidae
Product: L-lactate dehydrogenase
Exons: 4
Coding region: 149-1147 (332 amino acids)
Biological process (GO): carboxylic acid metabolic process
Cellular component (GO): cytoplasm
Molecular function (GO): L-lactate dehydrogenase (NAD+) activity
Source: RefSeq, a predicted model, not a curated record